Messenger RNA from Carcharodon carcharias (great white shark), 1302 nucleotides. Its product is annotated as 5-hydroxytryptamine receptor 7. The transcript has 2 exons. Lineage: Eukaryota; Metazoa; Chordata; Chondrichthyes; Lamniformes; Lamnidae. The record is from RefSeq and is a predicted model, not a curated record. Bases 1 to 1302 code for a protein of 433 amino acids. Gene Ontology annotation, molecular function: neurotransmitter receptor activity; G protein-coupled serotonin receptor activity. Gene Ontology annotation, biological process: G protein-coupled receptor signaling pathway, coupled to cyclic nucleotide second messenger; chemical synaptic transmission; vasoconstriction. Gene Ontology annotation, cellular component: dendrite; membrane.
AUGCUCUGGGCAGUCUCAGACCUGAUUAUGGACAUUAACGGCAGCUAUAUAAGCAAUGUCCGUUGGCACACCAGAGAGGGAACCCUGCAAGAACUCCACACCCCUAUGAUGAGAGCUGGCUCUUUGCAUGCCCAGCUCCUUCAGAUUGUCCACUAUCCCACCGCAAGCGCUCGGCCCACUGCGGCCACCUCUCUGCAGCACAAUGGCACCAACUGCGGGGAGCAGAUUCUUCGCUAUGGCGACACCGAGAAGGUGAUCAUCGGGGCCAUCCUGUCCAUAAUCACCUUGCUCACCGUCUCCGGUAACUGCCUGGUCAUGAUCUCGGUGUGUUUCGUCAAGAAACUCCGUCAGCCCUCCAACUACCUGAUCGUGUCUCUCGCUCUGGCUGACCUGUCCGUGGCUCUGGCCGUGAUGCCCUUUGUCAUCGUCACCGACCUGAUAGGCGGCCAGUGGAUAUUUGGACAGGUCUUUUGCAAUGUCUUCAUCGCGAUGGACGUGAUGUGCUGCACCGCUUCGAUCAUGACUCUGUGUGUCAUAAGUAUAGACAGGUAUUUAGGAAUAACAAGACCAUUGACAUAUCCGGUCAGACAGAAUGGGAAAGGCAUGGCUAAAAUGAUCCUGUGUGUGUGGCUCCUGGCUGCAUCCAUUACACUACCACCUCUGUUUGGCUGGGCCAAAAAUAUCAAUGAUGGCAAGGUAUGCCUGAUCAGCCAAGAUUUUGGUUACACUAUUUAUUCUACUGCAGUGGCAUUCUAUAUCCCAAUGUCGGUCAUGCUUCUGAUGUACCAUCAGAUUUUCAAGGCUGCCAAGAAGAGCGCUGCCAAACAUACGUUUGCAGGAUUCCCUCGGCCGGGUGACAAGCGCAUGAGUGAGGCUGCUAAAAUAGGAGUGAAACCACGCAAAGAGUCAGAGGAAUGUGCCCACUUUGCCCGACUUUUGAAAAAUGACAGGAAGAACAUGUCAAUCUUCAAAAGGGAGCAGAAAGCUGCGACAACCCUUGGCAUUGUAGUUGGGGCAUUCACUGUGUGCUGGCUGCCAUUUUUCAUACUUUCGACUGCAAGACCUUUCAUCUGUGGCACUGAAUGCAGCUGUAUACCCCUUUGGUUGGAAAGAACAAUCAUGUGGUUUGGCUACACAAAUUCUCUGCUAAACCCAUUCAUUUAUGCAUUAUUCAACAGAGAUCUGCGGACAACCUACCACAACUUGUUGCGGUGCAGGUACAGGAAUAUUAACCGUAAACUCUCUGCAGCAGGGAUGCACGAAGCUCUCAAGAUGGCAGAGAGGCCAGAACUGGUACUGUAA